This is a messenger RNA of Drosophila subpulchrella, 1428 nucleotides long. It is a transcript of the gene PPP1R15, whose product is annotated as protein phosphatase 1 regulatory subunit 15A. The coding region runs from base 360 to 1322 and encodes 320 amino acids. Lineage: Eukaryota; Metazoa; Arthropoda; Insecta; Diptera; Drosophilidae. Gene Ontology annotation, molecular function: protein phosphatase regulator activity. Gene Ontology annotation, biological process: response to endoplasmic reticulum stress. The transcript is spliced from 2 exons. Gene Ontology annotation, cellular component: protein phosphatase type 1 complex; endoplasmic reticulum. The record is from RefSeq and is a predicted model, not a curated record.
UCGAUAAAUUUUCAGCUCUCGUGAAAAAGUAUGGAACUAUUCUGGUAUAAAACGUGUAAAACUCUGAAUAUUACUGUGCCUGGACUUUAUAUUUCGCUAUAUACGCUAGAAACGAAAGCAGAACUAGCCUACAACUGAAAAACAAUAAAUUUGAAACAGUCGGAUGCACGAUAUACGUAACAUUUCAUCAUAUAUGUGCGUUAUUUCACUCCAUAUUACAUUAGUUAAUCGCAGUAAUCAUGGAUAAGUCUGCCUCAAAUUAAGCUGGCCACGAUGCCACCCAAAGCCAAGUUCAAGAAAAUGGCCAUUCGCAAGGGAUUCCCACCACAGCAAACGCAAACCUGUGUCUUUAAGUUUAGAUGUCGAAAUUUCACACCCUUAUGGGCGCGCUGUUUGACCCCUUCCUCUUUGUUCUCCGCCUGAUUGCGAACAUGAGUUCCCCCAUCUACGAGCAAUAUCGGUGCGGGCCGUCGCGUCCCCUUUCCGCUGGCUCCCGUUCCCUGUGGAAGCCAAACAAGGUGCACCAGGAGGCACCCGAGGUCAAACCGCUCGAAGUACCCGAGGAUCUGCGAAUCCCGCAACUACAGCCAGACCCCCUAGAUCCGCUGGCCACCAUGAUGUCCUUUAAGCUGAUGGCCAUGGACGUGGUCAGCCAGAUGCAGACCGCCCUGCAAAAUUGUGUUAAUGCCCAGAGUCCGCCCGUGGCCAAGAUGGCGGGACUCGAGCUGGGCGCCUUGCGCCGCUGCGUGCCGUCCUCCUGCUACUUCUUCAUCGACCUGCAUCCGCAUCACGGCUUCAAGGAAACCGCAGAGGAGGUCCCCACUAGUCAAGUGCCCAGUGACAGGAACAACAAUGCAGGAAGCUCGGGAGGGUCGGCUGCCAAGAGCUCCUUGCAGCGGCAGCGGAGCAUCUCUGAAUGCAGCGAGGAUAGCUUCAUUUGCUUCGAGGACGACGCAGAGGAGGAGGAUGAGGAUAACGAGGAAGACGACGAAGAGGACGAGGAUGAUGAUGACGACAGCAGCGUGCAGUUCGCGGCAUGCGGCGAAGAUGACGAUGCCGAGGAGCUCAAGGCCUGCGAAUGCAGCAAUGACAGCUCGACUUCCGUCAAGAAGGUUCGAUUCAACAUGAAACCCGAAGUUCACGUGAUGCUCGCCUGGGACUACGCUUAUCGGGCUGCCAGGAAGAGCGAGUGGCAGGUGAUGGCGCGGGAUCGGGCUCGCUUUCAGCAAAGAAUUAAGCGAAUUUCACCGAUUCUUAACGCCGUCCUGACCCCAGUCCAUCGGGAAAACGUCUACCAAGCUCGAUUCUUGCACGAGGACUAGCCUGUCUUCAUACCUGAUGUAACUUUUGAUGUACAGAUUACAGUUUAGAACGAUUACAGCAUUAAAUUAAGCACAAGUUGUUUGCGUGUAUAAAGUUAACGAUUUA